AGUCACUCUGCACUGGGCUCACACGGCCACGCUGUUGGCUGGGGUUGAGCAGAGUCAGGCAUCUUCCGACUCCCCACUUCUGCUUUCUCCAGGAAACAAGCAGCAGGCCCCGGAGCAAGUGAUUCAUACUGAAACGGCGUUGCUGAAGGCGAACUAUGCCACUGCCAGCCCACUCCGCCUCCCUGGAGCCCCGGGGGGCCGCCAAGUGCAGCCGGAGAUGAGGGUGUCCGUGCCAUCUGACCUCAGCGGGCUCUGACUGCCACCUGGCCAGUUCAGACCUGCUUGCCCAAGGCAUGGAGGGAAAAGAACUUCUGGAGGCUGAGGACAGAGCGGACAGCCCAAGUUCCAGAAAUGAAGACCAGCCUGAGGCCUCACGUGGAGGGCAGGUCCUUGGCCCGGCUGCCCUCUGGGACCUGCUGGAAAAGAAGUUUCUGGAAUACCAGCAGUUGACUUACAGGAGCCCCGAGGAACGCCGGGAGAGCCUGCUGAGUCUUCUUCCCCUGUUCCUAAAGGCCUGGGAACACUCAGUGGGCAUCAUCUGCUUCCCCAGUCUCCAAAGGCUGGCAGAAGACGUCUCCGACCAGCUUGCCCAGGAGAUACAGAACGCCCUGGCUGGGAAGCCUGCAGAACAGGCACGGGUUGCUGCUGGGCAGCUGCUGCGAUGGAAGGAUGACGUAGGGCAGGAUGGGUACCUGCUGCUGAAGUCAGCAUAUGUGCUCACGGGGACAGACUCGGAGUCCCUGGGCAGAGUGGCUGAGUCUGGGCUUCCAGCCCUGCUGCUGCGCUGUCUUUACCUCUUCUUCGUCUUUCCUCUGGAAAAGGAGGAGUCUUCUGAUGGUGACGUGCAAGUCCAGAGGAUGUUUGUGCAGAUGCUGCUGAACAUCUGCGGCGACCCCCGGGGCUUGGAGGGGCUGGUCUCAGGCAGCGAGCUGCAGUCUCUGCUGAUCGCCACCACCUGCCUUCGGGAGCACAGCUGCUGCUUCUGGAAAGAGCCCACCUUCUGCGUGCUGAGGGCCAUCUCCCAGGCCCAGAACCUUAGCAUCAUCCAGCACCUCAAGGCCACAGACUGCGUCCGGCUCUCGCUGCAGAACCUCUCGCGCCUAGUGGACACCCUCCCAGCGCCAGAGGCCAGCGAGGCUGUCAGCCUGAUCCUGGGCUUCGUGAAGGACGCCUACCCUGUCUCCUCGGCUCUGCUGCUGGAGUUCGAGAACGCCGAGGGCUACCCCCUGCUGCUUAAAGUGCUAUUGCGGUAUGACAGGCAGGCACCAGGCGAUGCGGACCCCCACCUGGAGGAGCUCGUGGGUCUGGUGGUGUGGCUGACGACCUGCGGGAGGUCGGAGCUCAAGGUGUUUGACAGCGUCACUUACCCGCAACUCGAAGGCUUCAAGUUCAAUCACGAGGAGUCAGGGGUGACCGUUAAGAAUCUCCAGGCCUUCCAAGUCCUGCAGAAUGUGUUCCACAAAGCCAGUGACUCUGUCCUCUGUAUGCAAGUUCUGUCGGCCAUCAGGACCAUGUGGGCCUGGAACUCCCGCAACUUCUUUCUGCUGGAGUGGACGCUGCAGCCCAUCUCGCAGUUUGUGGAGAUCGUGCCCCAGAAACCAGCUCCGGUGCAAGUGCAGUUCUUCCAGCUGCUGGAGGCCUUGGUGUUUGAGCUACACUACGUGCCGCACGAGAUCCUGCGGAAGGUGCAGCGUCUGAUCAAGGAGAGCCCCGUGCCGUCCUGUACCCUCGUGGCCCUACAGAGUGUUCUCCGGAUUGCGGGCAGGGAUUUGCUCUUCACUGACAUCUUCCGCGACUCGGGGCUCCUGGGCCUGUUGCUGGCGCAGCUGCGGAAGCAAGCCAAGAUCAUGAGGAAGUCAGGAAACAGAGAGUCCAGUCUUGGCAUUCAGGAUCCGGAACGAGAACUCACUUGUGUGAUGCUGAACGUUGUGGUCGCACUUCUGAAAGGCUCUGUUCGGAACGCAGUUGUCCUAAAGGACCAUGGCAUGGUGCCCUUCAUCAAGAUCUUCCUGGACGAUGAGAGCUACCGGGCGGCUUCGCUCAGCAUCUUGGAACAGCUGUCAGUCAUCAACGCCGAGGAGUACAUGAGCAUCAUCGUGGGUGCCCUGUGCUCAUCCACUCAAGGGGAGCUGCAGCUGAAACUGGACCUGCUCAAGUCUUUGCUCCGGAUCCUGGAGACCCCCAAGGGUCGCGCUGCCUUCAGAGUCUCCAGCGGGUUUAACGGGCUGCUGUCUCUGCUCUCCGACUUAGAGGGCUCCCUUCAGGAGCCCCCGCUGCAGACAUGGGGGGCUGUGUCUCCCCGGCAGACACUGGAGUUGGUGUUGCAUACCCUGUGUGCCGUGUCUGCAGCCCUGCACCUGGACCCUGUCAACAGCGACUUCUUCAGGAGAAACAGCCUCUUUGAGAAGCUGGCCGAGGACCUCUGCUUGCUGGGCUGCUUCGGGGCUCCAGAGGAAGAGGGGGUCCCUCGGCAUUCCCGGGGUGACACUGUCAAGGCCAGACCAUUUGCAGAUUUUCUGAGUGCUGCCUUUUCAAGUAACGGCACAGUCAUGCCCCCAAAGGCCUGUAGUGGGGUGACCGAGGAAGGUGAGACUGUGAUCAUGCACCCUGGGAUGGUGUGUGUUAUGGUGGGACUGCUGCCUCGGCUGUACCAUGAAGACCACCCAGAGCUCUCGGAAGAGAUCCAGUGUUCCCUGGCGAGCCACCUGCAGUCCCUGGUGAAAUUCGAGAAGAACCGCCAGAUCAUGUGCGAGGCAGGCAUGCUCAGGGUACUUAUGACCUCCUGCCGUGGGGUACUGGCCUCCGGCAGUGGAUCCCUGCAUUCACACCUCAUCCGGAUUUUUGAAAAGCUUGCUUCCCAGGCCAUCGAGCCAGAUGUGCUAAGACAGUUCCUAGGACUCGGCAUUCACCCAGCUUCUGCAACCACCAUGAAGAUGUCCAGUGCAUGUCCUGGACUCCAAGGACCUCCUGACCACUCAGGGGCACAGACUGCGGCGCCGGGAGGGACCGAGGGUCCUGUAGAAGCCGUAGCUGCUGCUGGCUGGGGCCCUGGAGUGGCUCAGACCCUCAGGCCCUGGAGGACAGCCCAGACCGGGAGCACUGCCCUGCAGACGUCCCUGAGCCUCAUCUCCAUGACCUCCCCACGCAACCUGCAGCCUCAGAGGGCGGCCCUGGCACCAUCGUUUGUGGAAUUCGACAUGUCCGUGGAGGGCCAUGGGUGCUUGUUCAUUCCUACUCUGUCUACAGUUAUGGGAACCAGCACCGAGUAUGCCAUCUCUGGAGGGAUUGGAACAGGUGCUGCCAGAGCAUUCCCGCCUCCCGGGGGCCUGACCUUCUCCUGCUGGUUCCUGAUCAGCCGGCAGGGUGCAGCUGCUGAGGGCCACCCACUGCGCUUCCUGACCCUGGUGCGCCACCUGGCCAGGACCGAGCAGCCCUUCGUCUGCUUCUCCAUCAGUCUGUGCCCAGAAGACCUGUCCUUGGUUGUGUCCACAGAAGAGAAGGCGUUCCAGCCCUUGGAUGUCAUGGAACCUGAAGAUGACGCUGAGCCCUGUGCAGGACGGCAGCUUCAGGUCCGGUGUGGCCAGCUGCUGGCCUGCGGUCAGUGGCAUCACCUGGCUGUGGUCGUCACCAAGGAAAUGAAGAGGAAUUGUACUGUCUCCACCUACCUCGAUGGACAGCUCACAGGCUCAGCCAAGAUGCUGUACAUCCAGGCCUUCCCAGGGCCUUUCGUUUCCAUGGACCCAUCCUCAUUCGUCGAUGUGUAUGGUUAUAUCUCUACGCCUCAGCUCUGGAGGCAGAAGUCCUCGCUAGUCUGGAGGCUUGGCCCUACCUAUCUGUUUGAAGAAGCCAUCUCAAUAGGAACCCUGGAAGAUAUUAUCAGACUGGGCCCACGGUACUGCGGGAACUUCCAAGCCGUGCACACCCAAGGAGAGGACCUAGACGGAGAGGCCGUUCCUCUGGUUGCAGAGGAAAGGAUUUCCUUUGGACUGCAUGUCGCCAGCUCCUCCACCACCAGCAUAGUGGACAUCAGAAGUACCUACAAUGAGGUGGACAGCCGCCUGAUCGCCAAGGAGAUGAACACUUCAGCCCGUGACCAUGCCACACCCGUCUUCUUGAUGAGAAACUGUGCUGGCCACCUCCCGGGUUGUCUUCGAACCAUUGGUGCCGUGGUUGUGGGCCAGUUAGGGGUCAGGGUGUUCCACUGCAGUCCUGCCGCCAGCAGCUUGGACUUCAUCGGUGGGCCUGCCAUCUUCCUGGGCCUCAUCUCCUUGGCGACAGAUGACCAUACCAUGUACGCAGCUGUGAAGGUCCUGCACUCGGUCCUCACCAGCAAUGCCAUGUGUGACCGUCUGAUGCAACAUAUCUGCGGGUACCAGAUCCUGGCGUUUCUCCUGCGGAAGAAGACCUCUCUCCUCAACCACCGAAUUUUCCAGCUGAUCCUCGCAGUCACGGGCACCGCGGAGCUGGGCUUCAAGUCUUCCGCCAUCACCAACUUUGGUGUCUUCCAGAACAUUAUCUGCAAUUUCGAGCUCUGGAUGAACACCACCGACAACCUGGAGCUUGCCCUCUUUUCCCAUCUUGCGGAGAUUCUGCAAUCACCGAGGGAAGGACCCAAGAAUGCUGAAGCUGCCCACCAGGCACGGCUCAUACCCAAGCUUGUCUUCCUCUUCAAUGAGCCGAACCUCAGCCCCUGCAGGAUCCCCAAGGUCAUUGCCAUCCUGGGCUCUCAGCUGAGGAGCUACUUCAGCAUCCAAGACGUGCUCAGGAUCGGCCUGUUUGUUAUCUACACCCUCAAGCCAUCAUCCGUGAAUGAGAGGCAGAGCUGCGUGGACAGAGCCUGGGACCCUUCCGUGCCUGCUGGAAGCCAAACAUCUGGAAAGACAAUCUGGCUGAGGAACCAGUUGUUGGAGAUGCUGCUCAGUGUAAUAUCAUCCCCCCUACUACAUCUGUCUUCAGAGUUGAAGGAAGAGACGUUCCUGAGCCUGGGGCCUGACUGGUUCCUGCUGCUCCUGCAGGGCCACCUGCACCCCAGCACCACGGUGCUGGCCCUGAAGCUACUGCUACACUUCCUGUCCAGCCCCGCUCUUCGUGGGAGGUUUAAGGACGGCCUGCCCAUGGGCUGCUGGGUGGAACGCAGCUCCGAGGGUGUGCAUGUCAUGAUGGACAACCUGAAGAGCCACCCUCCGCCGUCCGACCAGCCCCCCUGCCUGCUCCCUGGGUUCCGCGCCUUGAGUGACUUCCUGGAGCACCACGUGCACAUCCCAGAAGUCCACCUCAUCAUGUGUGCCUUCUUCCUGCAGAUGCCAGUGGCAGAGCUGACAGACGCACCCCAGGAUGACCUCGAUGCCAUGCUUCAGUGGCUCCUGCAGAAACACCAGCAAGAGGAUGUGCUCCGGGCCGGUCUGUGCAUAGAGGGCGCACUGCUGCUCCUGCAGAUGCUCAAGGUUACCAUGAGCCAGCCUUCAACAGGUGCAGGAGAUGGCGCUUGGAAGCAGGCCUUCCCGACCAGCAUCCUGCAGUUCCUCAGCCUCGUGCACCGCUCCUACCCCCAGGACCCGGCAUGGCGGGCCCCCGAGUUCCUGCAGACCUUGGCCACUGUCACCUUCCCCCCAGGAACCCUAAAGGGAGCCAUAGCUGAGGCCCCCUGGAGUGCCAGCAGUCCCGGGGCCACAGCUGAUGGUGAUAGUGCUGCAGAGGGUCCCCAGGUUCCAGCCAAGUCCCAUCCCAGCCGGAGGCAGCUGAGGGAGUUCCUGCAACUCCUGCUGAGGGAGGCGCUGCUCGGAGCUCCCAGUCCCAAACAGUGGCUGCCGCUAGAGGUGCUCCUGGAGGCUUCUCCUGAAAACAUGAGCAGCUACCAGAAGCGAGACUUCCAGUGCGAGGUUCUGCUCUCCACCAUGGAGAUAUUCCACUUGAUGAGUAUGGACAACGCGCCAGCGCUCAGAGGCAAUAAAGAGCCUCAGCUGAGCACUGAAGCUACCGCAGCUCCCUCCCUCGCAAACAUCUCCUACUUCACCCAGAAGCUGGUGGAGAAGCUGUACAAUGGGAUGUUCUCUGCAGACCCCAGGCACAUCCUUCUCUUCAUCACGGAGCACAUCAUGGUGGUCAUCGAGAACGCCUCGACCCAACGGGACACUAUCGUCAGCACUUUGUACAGCAGUCUGAAUAGAGUCAUUCUGUACUGCCUGUCCAGGCCCCAGCAGUCCCUCUCCGAAUGCCUGGACCUUCUCAGCAUCCUGACCUUUCUGCAGGAACACUGGGACACGAUCUUUGCCACCUACAAUUCCAACACCAGCUUUCUUCUGUGUCUCAUGCAUUGUCUCUUGUUGCUCCAUGCAAGAAGUUAUCCAGAAGGAUUUGGAUUGGAGCCCAAACCGAGAAUGACUCCUUAUCAUCAAGUCUUCCUUUCCUCAAGUGAAGAAGUGAAAGAAAAAGGAGGGGAAGACUUCCCGAGCCUGAAUGAUGUCCAGCAAAACAUCCAGAAGGUGGUGCAGACUCUCUGGCAGCAGCUCGUGGCCCAGAGGCGGCAAGCCCUGGAGGAUGCCUGCAAGAUAGAUCUGUCCGUGCAGCCCGGUGAGAGCCAAGUGAAGAUGGAAGAGAUCACCCCGCUGUGGGAGGAGACGAUGCAGAAGGCCUGGCAGCAUUACUUAGCGUCGGAGAAGAAGUCCCUGACAGGUCGCUCGAAUGCCUCCCAUCACAGUAAAGUUGCUUCUUGGAGUGAGAGCCUAUCUUCAGCCAUGAGACUGGUGCCCGGGCGGCAGGCCAAGGACCCUGAGUGCAAGGCAGAGGAUUUUGUGUCAUGCAUAGAGAACUACAGAAGACAAGGACAGGAGCUCUAUGCAUCUUUAUACAAAGAUCACGUACAGAGGUGGCAGUGUGACAACAUCAAGGCCGCCAAGGCCUGGGCCCGGAUCCAGGAACAACUCUUUGGGGAGCUGGGCUUGUGGGGUCAGGCGACAGAAAGCCUCGCCUGCUCCCGCUGGGAACUGGACUGGAGAGAAGGACCAGCUCGUAUGAGGAAGCGCAUCAGAAGCUUGUCUCCGUGGGAGGGUCCAAGUCUUGGAAGACAGCAGGGGAGCCUUAUGAAAAAGGACAGCAUUUCUCAAACGCACGCUGGAAACCACGAUGAACUGACCCCACAGGAGCCUGAGAGCGAGCCACAUGAGGAAGCCGUGGACUGCACCCAGCUGACCUUCUUCCCCGCCUUACACGAGAGCCUGCAUUCGGAAGACUUCCUGGAGCUGUGUCGGGAAAGACAAGUUAUCUUGCAAGAGCUUGCUGCUGGAGAAAAGGUGAGCCAGAAGUUCUCCCUGGUGAUCGUGCAGGGCCACCUGGUCUCCGAAGGAGUCUUGCUCUUUGGCCACCAGCACUUCUACAUCUGCGAGAACUUCACCCUGUCUCCCACGGGCGAUGUCUACUGCACCCGCCACUGCCUAUCCAACAUCAGCGACCCCUUCAUUUUCAACAUGUGCAGCAAAGACAGGUGCUCUGAGCAAUACUCAUGCCAGUGUCACAGCUACGGUGACCUGCGGGAGCUCCGGCUGGCGCGCUUCCUCCUGCAGGACAUUGCCCUGGAGAUCUUUUUUCAAAAUGGAUAUUCCAAGUUUCUCGUCUUCUACAAUGGUGACCGGAGUAAAGCCUUCAAAAGCUUCUGCUCUUUUCAACCGAGCCUGAAGGGAAAAGGUGUCAUGGAGGACCCACUCAACCUAAGGAAACACUCCGGGUUCGACAGGACCAUGCUGCAGAGGUGGCAGAAACGGGAGAUCAGCAAUUUUGAGUACCUCAUGUACCUCAACACCCUGGCCGGAAGGACCUAUAAUGACUACAUGCAGUACCCAGUGUUCCCCUGGGUCCUGGCUGAUUACAGCUCUGAGACGUUGAACUUGACAAAUCCCAAGACUUUCCGGGAUCUUUCAAAGCCCAUGGGAGCUCAGACGAAGGAAAGGAAGCUGAAAUUCAUCCAGAGGUUUAAAGAAGUUGAGAAGACAGAAGGGGACAUGAUGGUCCAGUGUCACUACUGCACUCACUACUCCUCAGCCAUCAUUGUCGCCUCCUACCUCGUGAGGAUGCCACCCUUCACCCAAGCUUUCUGCUCUCUGCAGGGCGGAAGCUUCGAUGUGGCAGACAGGAUGUUCCACAGCAUGAAGAACGCGUGGGAGUCAGCCUCCAAGGAGAACAUGAGUGACGUGAGGGAGCUGACCCCGGAGUUCUUCUACCUGCCCGAGUUCUUAACCAACUGCAACGCAGUGGAGUUCGGCUGCAUGCAGGAUGGGACCGCGCUAGGGGACGUGCACCUGCCCCCCUGGGCAGACGGGGACCCCCGCAAGUUCAUCAGCAUGCACAGGCGGGCCCUGGAAAGCGACUUCGUCAGCGCCAACCUCCACCACUGGAUAGACCUUAUCUUUGGAUAUAAGCAGCAGGGUCCGGCUGCCGUGGAGGCCGUGAACACCUUUCACCCCUAUUUCUACGGUGACAGAGUGGACAUUGGUGCCCUCCGGGACCCCUUGAUCAGAAGCACAAUUCUGGGGUUCGUCAGCAACUUUGGGCAGGUGCCCAAGCAGCUCUUCACAAAACCACACCCAGCCCGGAGCGCCGCAGGAAAGCCGUCACCCACGAAGGAUGUGGUUGCCACCCCUGUGGGCCUGGCUGGCCACCCACAGCCCCUGUUCUACAACCUGCAGGCACUGCGGCCCUCCCAGGUCACAGUCAAAGAUAUGUACCUCUUCUCCCUAGGCUCAGAGUCCCCCAAAGGGGCCAUCGGCCACAUCGUGCCCACCGAGAAGACUGUCCUGGCUGUGGAGAGGAACAAAGUGCUGCUGCCCCCGCUCUGGAACCGGACCCUCAGCUGGGGCUUUGACGACUAUAGCUGCUGCCUGGGGAGCUACGGCUCCGACAAGACCCUGAUGACCUUUGAGAACCUGGCCGUCUGGGGCCGCUGUCUGUGUGCCCUCUGCCCGGCCCCCACGACGAUUGUCACCUCUGGGACCAGCGCUGUGGUGUGCGUAUGGGAGCUCAGCAUGGUCAAAGGGCGUCCCAGAGGCCUGCGGCUCAGACAGGCCUUGUACGGACACACACAGGCUGUCACUUGCCUGGCGGCCUCGGUCACCUUCAGCCUCCUGGUGAGCGGCUCCCAGGACCGUACCUGCAUCCUGUGGGACCUGGACCACCUCACUUACAUAACCCGCCUGCCUGCACACCGGGAGGGCAUCUCGGCCAUCGCCGUCAGCGACGUGUCGGGCACCGUCGUCUCCUGUGCAGGAGCCCACCUGUCCUUGUGGAAUGUCAAUGGACAGCCCCUGGCCAGCAUCACCACGGCCUGGGGCCCAGAAGGGACCAUUACCUGCUGCUGCGUGAUGGAGGGGCCGACCUGGGACACGAGCCACGUUGUCAUCACAGGAAGCCAAGACGGCGUGGUCCGGAUCUGGAAGACUGAAGAUGUGAAACUGCCUCUCCCAGGGCGGACAGCGGCCGAGGAGCCCCUCACUCAGCCCCCAAGCCCGAGAGGCCGCAAGUGGGAGAAGAACCUUGCCCUGAGCCGAGAGCUGGACGUCAGUGUGGCCCUAACAGGCAAGCCCAGUAAGAACAGCCCGGCUGUGACAGCUCUGGCUGUGUCCAGAAACCAGACCAAACUCCUAGUGGGCGACGAGAAGGGAAGGCUCUUCUGCUGGUCGGCGGAAGGCUAGGACGAGGGAGGCGGCCGUGGCCCAGGCGGGGCAGAAGGGGCACAGGUGGGCAGGGCCUGGGCAGCUGUGUCGUGCCCCUGCCUCCUGCUGUGGCUCCCACCCCAUGGCUCCCUUCCAGGCCAGGGGCUUCUGUGGGUCAGAGCUGUGCACCCCCAUGCUCUUCCCAGGGCCCCUUGGAAUUCUCUGGGAAGCAGCAAGCGGCACCCUGGAAGCUAUGGCUUGCAGGCACCAAGCCGUAUGUGCACUUGCACGUAACCCGCCCGACCGAGGGCUCAUCGCACUGGAGGUGCAAACAGAGCUGCCUCCUGAGAGCCUGUGGGAAGACGGCACUGUACGCGGUGGAUUAAAGUGACAAUGACCCCA
Ochotona curzoniae (black-lipped pika) is the source of this 10043-nucleotide messenger RNA. RefSeq names its product WDFY family member 4 (gene WDFY4). The transcript is spliced from 63 exons. The coding region runs from base 294 to 9680 and encodes 3128 amino acids. NCBI's taxonomy places the organism in Eukaryota, Metazoa, Chordata, Mammalia, Lagomorpha, Ochotonidae. The record is from RefSeq and is a predicted model, not a curated record. Gene Ontology annotation, molecular function: protein binding.